Molecule: messenger RNA, 4047 nt
Organism: Anoplophora glabripennis (Asian longhorned beetle)
Lineage: Eukaryota; Metazoa; Arthropoda; Insecta; Coleoptera; Cerambycidae
Gene: Mekk1
Product: mitogen-activated protein kinase kinase kinase 4
Exons: 9
Biological process (GO): protein phosphorylation; MAPK cascade
Molecular function (GO): protein kinase activity; ATP binding
Source: RefSeq, a predicted model, not a curated record
AUGAGUCGGGAGGAGACUCUCUGGCAGAACGAGCUGAAGGACGUGAUAUGGCUCGAGCUGCAAGCGUACCACGCGGAACGCACCCCCACCGAGGAAGACGCUUACCUCUGCUCCGCCAGGGAAUGCGUGGAGCCCCUCCUCAAAGACAUACAGAACUACCGUUUCCAACGGACCUCCCGACGGUACUCUACGCAGAACAGCGACAGCGGCGUCGAGGACGACUGCCCCGGUUGCAUUUGCCUACACUGCGUCUCUUGCAUGGAGGCCCAAAACGAAGCGUUGAGAGACGUCGAGACCUUAAUGAAAAGACUGGAAGAGGCGGAAAGUUUGUUCCCUUCGAGCCAAGCGUUCGCUGAAUUAUACCCGCUUUACAACAGUCCCGAGUUUGUUGGGAGGGUCAAGGCUAUGUGCUUGUGGUACAACAUGACCAAGCACCAGAGACUCAAGAUGAAUAUUCUGGGGCGGUUGCUGACCCUCUUGGAGAAUAAGAGCGGCGACUGGCCCAUCUUGGGGGAUGAUAUGAACUCCAGCAGCCCUUCCGACAGCAACAGCAGCUCGAAUUCCUCUAACAACGACUACAGCAGUUACUCGCGGCACAGCGACUUUUUCAAUGUCGCGCCUUUAGCGGUUCUGACUGUGAACAAAGACCAGAUAAAUGGCUGCCUCUACAGGAGGUACAUCGAGAACAUACUGAAAACCAGAACGUUGGAUAAGGGCUUGAGUUUCUUGAAUCGCCUUCACCAGCACAUCCUGAAGAAGGCAAUGUAUACCUUAGAUUUGCCGAAAUCGCAGGAAAUAUACUCGAAAGUUAGUUGUGAUACGGAAGAAGAAGAACUGCAGCGGUACGGUUGUUGGAGCCCGGAAGCGAAAGCGCUGAACUUGCCGUCCUACCGUGCCACCUUCCUCUUCCUUGCCAUGGUUCCCUUGGAAGUGAUCUACGAGUACCUGCAGAUGCGUAUCGACCAGAAGCCCGAAAACCCCUCGCCCCUCAGUGUGAGACAGCUGAUGAGGGAACUGAAGGAAGGCCUCAGGAUAGCCACCGAGGAACGUAAGCGCAGCAUCGAGUAUGGCAAAGCGGCACUUUCGGGGACAAACGAGAAUCUGCAGCACUUCCUCGAGAAGCGGGAUAAGUUUGAGCAGUGCACACUGAAGGUAUUCACCGAUUACUUGGAAUAUGUGGAGCAAUGGGUGCUUCUACACCAGAAUUCCUUCCAAAAGAACUUCCUGGAGGAGGAAAAUCAGUUCUCUCGGAGUAUCAUCGAGUUUAUUCCCGGGGGCGAGGAGCUGUUGGUCGGCAAGUUCUCGAAUAUCUUGGGGGCGAUCCUGAAGAGGAUCGCCGAUAGGCUUUUGCAAAGGAUCGAGCAUGUUUUGGAAGGGAUACCGAAGGAUAAUGAUGGCAUAUUAAAGCAAACUUUGUUUUCCAUGUGUCGUGAACUGCAGUCUCUCUUUAACGAAGAACGUGAAAUGAGCUUGAAAACCAUGGCCUUUCUUAAGACCUGUUGUAAAAUGGAAAAGGUUCCUCUGUCUUGCCAGAAAAAUUUAAAAGAAUGUAUCAUCUCUUUUAAAUGCAUAAUUCCGAAAGCUAUCGGGAAAGUGCAAGGCUUGUUCGAACACAUUAACUUUGCGUCAUUGGAAGAAUCCGACAAGGUGGCUUUAAAUUCAAGGAUUAGGGAAGUGUUGAUGCAGGUGUACAGAUUCGGCUUCGAGUUCUACAGGGAAAUGUCCGAAUCGACCCCGGCGGAAUUCCGGUACCGCCUGGUUUACAGCAUGGUGGACUUCGCCAACUUGUGGAUGAAGUUCGUCACGGAACGGUGCGAGAGGGGCCGCGGCAUGCGUCCCCGGUGGGCUUACCAGGGCAUGGAGUUCCUCCUGACGGUCUGCGAACCGGCGAACACUGUACAUCUAACCGAGGAGAAGUUUGAGAAGCUCAAGAAGGACAUGGACGUGUGCAUUUCUCACUUAAUCGGCACCACGGCACCUUCUACGCCCGAGAGCGGUUUUCACUCGGCCUCUCCCAGAGGCUUGGAUCAUAUCAGGUCUAGGUCGAGGGGUUCCUCGCCCAGUCCCAGGCCGGCUUAUAUGAGUCAGCGGUCGGGGAUGAUGAAGAAGACCAGCGCGGAGCAGUCGCCGUGUAAGGAUUUCGUCGAUGCUGUGAAUUUGAAUGUUGCCAAGUGUAGAAUGUGCGGUUUUAUGGGUGUGAAAUGGAGAAGAGGUGGCAUCACCUCGAACACAUGGCCUUUGGUUCAGAGUCUACGGAAGGAAGAGAGGAGCGGCCCUCCUGCCGUGAGGAUAAAAUUCCCCACGAAAAUCCACUCGGAACACUACCGAGAAGCCGUGGAAACCCUAGACGCCGAAUUAGACAACAAUUUGCGCAAACAGAACCUGAUCGGUAAAGUCCUGACUUGUAACACGGAGACUAGGUGUCACAUCCGUCGGAAGAACGUGACGUUUUCGUGGCAGCGCGGCAUCAAGAUCGGACAGGGACGUUUCGGGAAGGUCUACACGGCCGUGAACAACAACACCGGUGAUAUGAUGGCGGUGAAGGAGAUUUCCUUGCAGCACAACGAUAACCUCACCAUAAAGAGGGUCGCGGAGGAGAUGAAGAUCCUGGAAGGGAUCGUCCAUAGGAAUUUGGUUCGGUACUAUGGCGUGGAGGUGCAUAAGGAUGAAAUGUUGAUAUUCAUGGAAUUCUGCGAGGAGGGCACCCUAGAGACGCUCAUAGCGGCUACCGAGCACGGCCUGCCCGAACUGCUGGUGAGGAAGUACACAUUUCAAUUGGUGUCGGGCGUGGCCUGUCUGCACGACCACGGCGUCGUCCACAGGGACAUCAAGACAGCUAACAUCUUUCUGACUGAGGGAGGCAACUGCCUGAAGAUAGGCGAUUUCGGUUGCGCAGCUAAAAUUAAAUGUAACACCACGAUGCCCGGGGAGUUGAAAGGGUUCGUCGGAACGCAAGCUUACAUGGCCCCGGAGGUUUUCACGAGGAACAUGACGGAGGGACAUGGGAGGGCAGCUGAUAUUUGGUCGGUGGGGUGCGUUGUGGUGGAGAUGGCGUCGGGAGAGCGACCCUGGCACCAGUACGAUUCCAACUACCAGAUAAUGUUCAAGGUGGGCAUGGGGCAGAGCCCCGAUCCGCCCGACGACAUGAUCGACGAAGGGCUGGACUUCCUCGAGUUGUGUUUCAAACACGACCCCAAGGAUAGGGCGACGGCCCGGGAACUACUCACACACAACUUUGUCAAGGUCGGCGAUGACUUAAUGUAAAGGGUAUUUAUGUUUUUGAGGGUGGGAUCCAAGUUAUCUUUAUAAACGUACUGAAAUUUUAAGGCAUGUUAGUAGUGAAUAUAACGUACUUAAAGGAUCAUUAGCUUCGGACCCCGAAGCGUACUUAUCGUAUAUGUGGCAUUCUUUUUAUGUGGACAAGUUUAUUUUAAUAUUUUAGGGUGAGCGAAAAAGGCAUUUUAAAAAAGGCGACCGAGUCUUGAAUCGACUAUUCUUGUCUUCGAUAUGUUUAUUAGAAAUUCGUUACUGAAUUGUGAUAAAAAUUGUCUUAAAUAUUCUCAUUCCAGCUAUUUUAUUUAAUGAUAAGUGUAAUAGCACAUCUUCUUCUGAAGUUACUUCUAAUUUAAUGAUCUUUCCUGUUCUAUUUGUGGAAAUAUGUAGAUCUAGUCAUAAUAUUGAAAAGCAGUGACGGAUGUUCACGUAAUUGAUAACCCCCUCGAGCCGCCACUGUCGCAACUCAGUUAAUAUUGAAAUCAUUUGAAAAUUACAAUUUUACUAUUUUCCCAUUAUUUUAAAAAUAUUUAUUUUUGUAAUGAACGAUGGAAAUGGCCUUUUGAGAAAUUGUGAUAUAUUUUAUGUAAAUAUAUGAUUUUGCAUGACUUAAUUUUUGAUCAGUUUUUGUGAUCGGUAUACAAAUUAAAAUUAUUUACUCUUAUUGUUAGUAUUAUGAAAUGUUAUUGAUUGUAUAUAGGCUGACAUGAUGUAUUUUAUCAUUUAGAGAUAUAGAUUGUUUAACUGUUAUGACAAAUAAAUAUUAUGAAAAUA